Nematostella vectensis (starlet sea anemone) is the source of this 1841-nucleotide messenger RNA. Its product is annotated as mucin-like protein. The transcript has a single exon. The coding region runs from base 412 to 1095 and encodes 227 amino acids. Lineage: Eukaryota; Metazoa; Cnidaria; Anthozoa; Actiniaria; Edwardsiidae. The record is from RefSeq and is a predicted model, not a curated record.
CCGGAAGUGUCAAGUUAGUAGAUUGAAAAGUUCCCUUUUGUCGUAUGAAUUAAAUAAUAAUCGCAUCCUAACAUUACACAUGUACAAUAAUAGAUGUUCAUCUAUGUACCAUGCUUUAUUAGACGAAAGACGUACUAAUAGUGCCGUUUUUACGAGUCUUUACCGAGUGUUACACGAGAUGUAUCCGAGAAACAUCCGAGCACUUACCGUGCUUCUAAAUGCGUCUCAGAUUUCACCCUUGACUCAACAGUUGGGCGCGAAGGUUUACUCGUUGUUUUAUGGCCGAUCACGCUUCAUAAACACAUCUUUAUCAGUCUUCACAGCUGCGUGUGAUGUUUAGCUAAAAGCCAAACAAUUCUCCGAUUGUUUUUUCCCGAUUUCUGUGUUAGAAAUCGGCUGCCUCACCUUAGAAUGCCGCUCGUAAAACGGCUAAUCAUCCUUUCUAUUGCAAUGGCGGGAUUUGUUGUGGCUGCACUGGUAUUUAUGCAAUCACAGUCGACGCCAGGCGGCUUCUCGGCUUGGAGCGAGUGGAGCGUGUGCACUAGAACGUGCGGUGAAGGACUACAGGGGAAAAUUCGUAAAUGCAAUAGCCCCACCCCAGGGCCCUUUGGUAAACGCUGCACUGGAGCCAAUGUGAUCACACGAAAAUGCAAGGAGGCACACUGUCCAAUAGAUGGAGGGCUGUCUGAAUGGAGCGAGUUUGGUAAUUGUGAUAAGUCUUGUGGAAGAGGUGUGCAAAAGAGGGUGAGAACAUGCACCAACCCUUCGCCUCUGUUCGGUGGUAAAGACUGUGCUGGGGCUAUGGAAGAGACAAAGGCCUGCAACACACAUCCUUGUCCUGUUAACGGUGGCUUCUCGGAAUGGAGUGUGUUCAGUAACUGUACCCUGGAUGAUGGUUACUGUGGGGAGGGUAAAAAAGUCAGAACACGGACGUGUACCAAGCCAACACCUGCAUUUGGGGGUAGACCAUGUUCGGGACCUGUGGCUGAAACUCACUCUUGCAUUAUACCAUGCCCUACAACUCAGAAAACAACAACAAAACCAUCUACGACAUCACAAGAUGCACCAACAAACUUGACUGCGACAGCUGUGUAAGCGUCUGUGAGAAAAUAUAACUUAAAAAAGUUUAUCACCUUAUGCACUAGUCAAUUGAAACCCCCACCCUCAUGGUCCCGGAAAGGGUGGGGUAUUAGACUUUGACCCUGUACAAAACUAAGAAAAGCCCCCACCCCUACGGGACAAAACUGCAGUCAAAUGUCCCUACCCCUCGGGAUGCAAACUGAAAAAAGCCUUUAUCUUUCAAAGCCAGUACUCUUCAGUGGGUACCUAUUUUUCAAUAACUAUAAAAAUAACAGUUAUUUGAAAAAAGAAACAAAUAAUUAUCCUCAUAUGGCAUUAGUUAUCAUUCAUAUUCGUUUUUGCACAUUUCGCCAUGCACUUUGCCACACGCUGAUACAUGGAAUUGCUUGCUACAGCAAAUUAGCUAAUUGGGUACAAAAAGCAUCAAUUAGGAUUCUUAGAAAUUCUAAGCAAAAGUUUUUAUCCCUGUCAUAUUUUCUAUAUCACGAUGAGUAAAGCAGAUUAAGAUUUGUAUGUCAUCAUAUUAAAAAAAAACUUCAGACUUAACUCUUCACACAUCAGAGUUUUACAAGGAUUUAGCAAAUCUUUUAGAUGGGAUUGCAGAUUCCAUUGCAAAUUUCGUGAUAUGGAUGUUAGGCAUAUUGUGGGGGGGGGGGGGGGGGGGAGGGGGGAGUGGGGAGGUUAUUUACAGAUAUAAGCAGUUUAUAUCAUACAGGGAGUAAAAAUCCUCCCAGAACCAUAAUAAAACAAAUUUUCAGUGA